GUCUGCGGCGGGGCCGGGCCGGGCCGGGGCGGGAGCUGAGCGCGGCGCGGCUGCGGGCGGCGCCCCCUCCGGUGCAAUAUGUUCAAGAGAAUGGCUGAGUUCGGGCCUGACUCCGGGGGCAGGGUGAAGGGCGUCACCAUCGUGAAGCCGGUAGUGUACGGGAACGUGGCGCGGUACUUCGGGAAGAAGAGGGAGGAGGACGGGCACACGCAUCAGUGGACGGUUUACGUGAAGCCCUACAGGAACGAGGACAUGUCCGCCUACGUGAAAAAAAUCCAGUUCAAGCUGCACGAAAGCUACGGGAACCCUCUCCGAGUCGUCACCAAACCGCCGUACGAGAUCACCGAAACGGGCUGGGGCGAAUUUGAAAUCAUCAUCAAGAUAUUUUUCAUUGACCCAAACGAGCGGCCUGUAACCCUGUAUCACUUGCUGAAGCUUUUUCAGUCUGACACCAAUGCGAUCCUGGGAAAGAAAACUGUAGUUUCCGAAUUCUAUGAUGAAAUGAUAUUUCAAGAUCCUACUGCCAUGAUGCAGCAACUGUUAACAACGUCCCGUCAGCUGACGCUUGGUGCUUACAAGCAUGAAACAGAGUUUGCAGAUCUUGAAGUAAAAACCAGGGAAAAGCUGGAAGCUGCCAAAAAGAAAACCAGUUUUGAAAUUGCUGAGCUUAAAGAAAGGUUAAAAGCAAGUCGUGAAACCAUCAACUGUUUAAAGAGUGAAAUCAGAAAACUUGAAGAGGAUGAUCAGUCUAAAGAUAUGUGAUGAGUGUUGGUAAGGAGCCUGUAAUGAGGAUGAAAGGACUUCAGUCGUGGAGUUGUAUGCAUUCUCUCCAAUUCUAUAAUGGAGACUGUAUGAAUUUCAUUUGCAAAUCACAGCAGAGUGUGGCAACUGACUGUUUAUAAAUGGGAGAAAACAAGAAUGAAUGUAUCCUCAUUUUAUAGUUAAAAUCUAUGGAUAUGUACUGAUUUAUUUCAAGGAGAAGGGAUCGUAGAGACUUGGAGGCCAGACUGCUGCUUUUGACUGCAUUUGAGUGGUAUAGGAACAUUUUGUAUACGGUCCUGUGUUAGUUUACAGAACGCCACUGUUUACUGUUCUUGUUUUGUUUUUUACUUUUUCUACUGCAACUUUAAGGUUUUAAAAGUUGAAAAUAAAACAUGCAGGUUUUUAAAUA
This is a messenger RNA of Phasianus colchicus (ring-necked pheasant), 1171 nucleotides long. It is a transcript of the gene YEATS4, whose product is annotated as YEATS domain containing 4. NCBI's taxonomy places the organism in Eukaryota, Metazoa, Chordata, Aves, Galliformes, Phasianidae. Gene Ontology annotation, biological process: regulation of DNA-templated transcription. The record is from RefSeq and is a predicted model, not a curated record.